GGAAGGAAGGAGAGAGGAGACAGGGUAUGUAGAAUGUUUCAUGUGGAGGUAGCCUGAAAUGUAAGGAAGGAAGAAGGUUGGGGGAAAUGAUUGAAAGAAAGAAAGAAAGAAAAGGGGGAGUUUCAUUCUCAAAGUUGGUCAGCUUUCCAUUUUAAUGAGUUAUGAGAGAAGCAGCAGCAUAAGAUAAGAAAUAAAAGAAAGAAGCAGCAUAAAGCAUAAGCAACCAUUCACGUCUCAAAUUAAAUCUGUGACACACACUUUUCUCUUCUCUUCUCUUAUUUUCUUCGACGUCAUCACUCAUCACAUGGGUUCCGCCACCAGUAGACUAGACGGUUCUCGCCCUCCCACGGCGAGGCUCAACCGCAACAACACACGCUUCAGCCUCUCCUCUCUUCUCUGCGGUGCUUCCACCUCUCGCUCCACCUAUCAGAUGGAAGAACAUCCAUCUGAACUUCAGGUAGAUUUAGCAACAGAACCUGAUGGUGGAACUCAGGAAAUCACUGAGGAAUCAUCUUUAUCAUGUACAGAAGCUAGAAUCAGCUGCAGCCACCAUGCUGAAGCCGCUACCUCAUCCAAUACAAGAACCGAGUCUCAUCAGCAUAUUGGUAUUGAAGGUUCUUCCAUAAAUGUUGCAGCAAGUAGUCAGAGGAAGUGCUUGUCUGAAUGUAAGGAGCUAGUCCCUCCUCAUCAGGUAAGUGCUGGUCAUAGUGGUAAUGAAUCAUAUAGGGAUAGUAGCAAUACAGCUAGUACUUCUUUUGUAGAGCAACAAUCUUCAGAUCCAGUCUCUGUAAAUGUUUCUGCUAACAAAGAUGGAGUCAAUAAUGUUGAUGAUCCAGUGGUUAGUGGUGUAUCUCAAAUCUCUCAUGAGACAGUGCAUCCAUGGAGUUCGAGCCCUCAGGAGAAUGGAUAUUUUAGUUCUGGGGAAAUUUCUGUUGAGAAUGAUGCAUUAAUGGCUACCCAGAGUCCUUCUUCGGAUCCCGUUUCUCAAGUUUCCACUUUACCGGCACCUUCUCCUAUGCCCGAAGAUGAACCUCGCAGAGAGGCAAUACCUUCAGGAUGAUAGUGUGCUUCAAGUUGAUGUUGUCACAAUAUCCUCCAACAUCUUGUCUGGCAGCACUGCUGAUGCCAAUGAUCAUGAUACCGGAAGGAGUGGUAGAAGAAUAUUUUGGGAUGCUUUUUCACGGCGUAGUUCUAGAAGGCUUGGCGACUCUCAAACAAUUGUGUUCUCUGCUGGCGGUGCCGAUGAUCCUAGAUCUCAAGAUAGAUGGCUUGUUGAUCUUGGUGGGGAUUUCUCCAACGAUGGGUUUGGAGGUGCUUCUUCUGGAUAUGUGGGCAGUAGAAUUCACAGAUUUAAUGAAAGAAUGCGGCACUCAAGAUCAGAGAUCUGGGAAAGGCUUCGAGGUGGCCUUGAUGAUUUUGGUCGUUUGAAUUCUUCAUGUCCAUCAGGACUUCAUGCAGAUGGUAUGUGCUCAUGUGAGUCUUUACCAGCAGCUGAAGAAUCUAGCACUCGAGCAAGUAUUUCAAGAAUUGUCAUGCUGGCUGAAGCUCUGUUUGAGGUUUUAGAUGAAAUCCAUCGGCAACCUGUAUCGCUUUCCCUUCUCACAAAAAGGUCGAUGCAGCUGACGGUGGCAGUGAUGCUGAACAAUGUUACAUAUGUUUGGCGGAGUAUGAAGAAGGGGACCAAAUUCGAGUUCUUCCUUGCAACCAUGAGUAUCACAUGUCGUGCGUUGAUAAGUGGCUUAAAGAAAUACAUGGCGUAUGCCCUCUUUGUCGUGGCAAUGUUUGUGGAGGGUUCACGGAGUCUUCUACCAACUCAGUGCCAUCUCAUUGAUAUUGUUGUACAUAUGGAUGUAAAUAUUCAAAUGACAUGUAUAAAAUAGCCAUUUAGAUUACCUAUCUAUUCUGGCAAAAUAAUGAGAUAUUUUUGUAUUCCAAUUUUGUGAUAUUCCUUCCCCCAAUUACAUUUUCAUAA
Arachis duranensis is the source of this 1972-nucleotide messenger RNA. RefSeq lists its product as uncharacterized. NCBI's taxonomy places the organism in Eukaryota, Viridiplantae, Streptophyta, Magnoliopsida, Fabales, Fabaceae. The record is from RefSeq and is a predicted model, not a curated record.